AUGGCCUAUCCAGGCUCGAACUCCCCAGGGGGUUAUGGCGAAGGCCAUCGGCUACAUGACCUCCCCCCGUCUGGCAAUCAAUAUAAUCUCCCCGCUGAACACGAUGCCUCACAAUCGCUUCUCCACCAAAACCAAGGCCCAUUCAGCGGUCCCUUUGACGACCCCCAUCAUCAGCACGGUGGCUCUCCUGUCCGACCUCCCUCGAGAUAUAGCCUCACAGAAUCUUACGUAACCGACCAUCCCCAGUCCCAAGAUCAAUACGGCGGCCACAUGGAAAACCCAGCUGCGGGCUUCGGUGUCCCUGGCCGCGUUCCAUCCCCCUAUACUCGGAGCGAAACUUCCUCCACCGAGGCCUGGCGUCAACGACAGGCUCCUGGUAACCUGCGCCGUUAUGCCACCAGGAAAGUUAAGCUGGUUCAAGGCUCCGUGCUCAGUGUCGAUUAUCCCGUCCCCAGUGCUAUUCAGAAUGCUGUGCAGGCUAAAUACCGAAAUGACCUUGAGGGUGGUAGCGAGGAAUUUACCCAUAUGCGAUACACCGCUGCUACGUGUGAUCCCAAUGAGUUCACCCUACACAAUGGCUACAAUCUGCGCCCGGCAAUGUAUAACCGCCAUACCGAGCUGCUGAUCGCUAUUACCUACUACAACGAAGAUAAGAUGCUUACUUCGCGCACCCUGCACGGUGUGAUGCAAAAUAUCCGCGACAUCGUCAAUCUUAAGAAGUCUGAAUUCUGGAACAAGGGAGGACCUGCUUGGCAAAAAAUCGUUGUUUGUCUGGUCUUCGACGGAAUUGACCCAUGCGACAAAGAUACCCUCGAUGUGCUCGCCACCAUUGGAGUCUACCAGGACGGCGUGAUGAAGAAAGAUGUUGAUGGAAAGGAAACCAUCGCUCAUAUUUUCGAAUAUACUACCCAACUAUCCGUCACCGCAAACCAACAACUGAUUCGACCACACGAUGACGGCCCAUCGACGCUUCCCCCCGUGCAGAUGAUGUUCUGUCUAAAGCAGAAAAACAGCAAGAAAAUCAACUCUCACAGAUGGCUGUUCAAUGCUUUUGGCCGAAUCCUCAACCCGGAAAUCUGUAUCCUGCUCGACGCAGGUACCAAACCCGGCCCUAAAUCCUUACUUGCACUUUGGGAAGCUUUUUACAACGACAAAGAUCUUGGUGGGUCCUGCGGUGAGAUCCACGCUAUGUUGGGUAAGGGCUGGAAGAACCUCAUCAACCCCCUCGUCGCAGCGCAGAACUUCGAAUACAAAAUCAGUAACAUCCUGGAUAAACCGCUGGAAUCCUCUUUCGGAUACGUCAGCGUGUUGCCCGGUGCCUUCUCCGCUUACCGCUUCCGUGCAAUCAUGGGUAGACCGCUCGAACAGUACUUCCACGGUGACCAUACUCUUUCCAAACAACUUGGCCCCAAAGGUAUCGAGGGCAUGAAUAUUUUCAAGAAGAACAUGUUCUUGGCCGAGGAUCGGAUUCUGUGUUUCGAACUUGUAGCCAAAGCCGGGUCUAAAUGGCAUUUGUCCUACGUCAAAUCGUCCAAGGGGGAGACUGACGUGCCUGAGGGAGCUGCGGAAUUCAUCGGUCAGCGUCGUCGGUGGCUCAACGGCUCGUUCGCGGCGAGUAUCUACUCGCUCAUGCACUUUGGCAGAAUGUAUAAGAGCGGCCACAAUCUCCUGCGCAUGUUCUUCUUCCAUAUUCAGAUGAUUUAUAAUACGUGUACGGUUUUCAUGUCUUGGUUUGCGCUUGCUUCCUACUGGCUCACAACUUCCGUUAUCAUGGACCUCGUUGGCAGUCCUCCCGCUCCAGAAUCUGGGAACCAGCAGAGAGCAUUCCCAUUCGGCAACACGGCUACUCCAAUUGUAAACACGAUUCUGAAAUACUUGUAUCUGGCCUUCCUACUCUUACAGUUUAUUUUGUCGUUGGGUAACCGGCCUAAAGGAUCCAAACACUCGUACAUCACCUCCUUCGUCUUAUUCGGCCUCAUCCAAGUGUACAUCAUCAUCCUAUCCAUGUAUCUCGUCAUCCGUGCUUUCAGCGGUGGCACACUGGCUUUCACAACAGACCAAGGCAUUGGUGAAUUCUUCAAAUCCUUCUUCAAUUCCGAAGGACCAGGAAUCAUCAUCAUUGCACUCGCCGCAACCUUCGGUCUCUACUUUGUCGCCUCCUUCAUGUACCUCGAUCCCUGGCACAUGUUCACGUCCUUCCCCGCCUACCUCCUAAUUAUGUCUUCCUACAUCAACAUCUUGAUGGUCUACGCCUUCAGCAACUGGCACGACGUUUCCUGGGGAACAAAAGGCGCCGACAAAGCCGACGCACUCCCUUCUGCACAGACGCAAAAGGAAGAUGACGGCAAAGCCGCUGUGAUUGAGGAGAUUGACAAGCCGCAGGCAGAUAUUGAUAGCCAGUUUGAGAGCACUGUGAAGCGCGCGCUGACGCCCUAUGUGGAGCCGAAGGUGAAGGAGGGCAAGUCUCUAGAUGAUUCGUAUAAGAGUUUCCGGACACGGUUGGUAACCUCGUGGCUGUUCUCGAAUGGGAUUCUUGCAGUCGCUAUCACGAGUGAGGAUGUUAAUAAGUUUGGAUUUACGUCCCGAGCAACCAACCGAACCACACAUUUCUUCCAGGCUCUCCUGUGGGCAACCGCAGCGCUGUCUCUAGUCCGCUUCAUCGGCGCUUGUUGGUUCCUUGGCCGGACGGGUAUUAUGUGCUGCUUUGCGAGACGGUAGUUUUAUUUGUCUUACUUUUUUUUUUUUUUUUUGUCGUGG
This is a messenger RNA of Blastomyces gilchristii SLH14081, 2757 nucleotides long. RefSeq names its product chitin synthase G. Bases 1 to 2718 code for a protein of 905 amino acids. Gene Ontology annotation, molecular function: chitin synthase activity. NCBI's taxonomy places the organism in Eukaryota, Fungi, Ascomycota, Eurotiomycetes, Onygenales, Ajellomycetaceae. The record is from RefSeq and is a predicted model, not a curated record. The transcript is spliced from 7 exons. Gene Ontology annotation, cellular component: cell septum; cell periphery.